Molecule: messenger RNA, 1463 nt
Organism: Anopheles stephensi (Asian malaria mosquito)
Lineage: Eukaryota; Metazoa; Arthropoda; Insecta; Diptera; Culicidae
Product: guanine nucleotide-binding protein subunit beta-like protein 1
Exons: 2
Coding region: 217-1188 (323 amino acids)
Molecular function (GO): protein binding
Source: RefSeq, a predicted model, not a curated record
GCCUAGUUUUGUUAUGGUUCCUACCAACAACAACAACAAUAAACAGCUGUUUUCAUUUUCUUGCUGUGUUUAUCAUUUUUUACGUGUUUAGAGCUUUUAUCUCAUUUUCAACCUUUCGAGUCGUCGGAAUGAUAGAUCAACCUUUCGGUACGUAAUAAGUGAACCGAACUUGUAUCCUUUUUGUACCAACCAGGUUCCAAAAAUCCUAUAAAAACCAUGGCCUUACUUCCACCGGAUCCGGUGUUUUGUUUGCGUUCGUCGGAAUCGUGUUCGUACUAUUCGCUUUGCUUUCACACCCCGGAACACUUGUAUGCCGGCACGGACAAAGGAACUGUCCAGCUGUGGGAGUUACAGACCAAUCGUACGUCAUAUCAGCUUAGCGUAGGUUCGAGCCCGAUUCUAUCCCUUACCCAUUCCGACGAUGCCUUGAUCACGCAGGAAAAGGACGGCUCGGUAAAGCUGUGGACGCUUGCUGACGCCGAAUACCUGCUGCGCCACGAAAUCUCCACCGAGCACGUUGGAUUCUGCCGUCUGGCACACGACGCACAAUCGAGUACUGUGAUAAUACCCCGCGAUCGGGCAGCCAUCAGUGUGCUGUGCGCUAAAACGUUCAGCGAAACGAUGCGCUUCUCUCCGACGGCUGACGAUGAAAAGGCGCUCCCGUACGGCACCGUCAUGUGCUUCCAGCCGAUCGAAAUCCAGAACCAGCGCUAUCUGCUUGCCGGGUACGAGUCGGGAGCGCUCGUACUGUGGGACUAUCGUACCGGGCGUCCGGUCGGUUCCACGUCCCACUACAUUACGGAGGAUGCUGACUGUCUACAAACGAUCGAUUACGAUCCCGUUACCAACCGGGGUAUUUGUGGUGGAUCGGCAGACAAACUGUUCGUGUUUUCCAUCGACCGCAAAACGCAGCAGCUGCUUCCGAAGAGUGAAAUCGGAAUCAAGAAUGCCGGUGUGCACCGGGUACGGAUUCGCAAGGAUUUGAAGGUGUUUGCCAGUGCCGGAUGGGAUGGAAGGUUGCGAAUAUUCUCUUGGAAAAGCCUUCGCCCCUUGGCGGUUCUUACCGAGCACAAGGCCGAACUGUUGGAUGUUGCGUACUCGGAAGCAAAGGUCACCAUGUGGAACGCACCGAUAAUGGCUGCCGCCGGAAAAGAUGGACAGAUUUCGCUGUGGGAUUUGUACAAAUGAAAGCCAGCCGAAACCGAACAAAGCAGACGUGACGUGACGCGAAGGAAUACUCCAACUAACACAAACACACACACAUACACACAAACAAACACAUGCGUUUUUUUAUCACACGCUUUAUGAAGCGCUUUUUCUCAUUUUGUUAAAUUGAAAUCAAAUUUCCAAAUGCUUUUGCUUACAUUCAUAUAAUCGGGCUUUGCCGGCAUCGUGAAUCGCAAAUGUUUACUUAUGCAAUAAUUGAUACGAAUAAAAUUCUAUACAAUAUGCCAGAACACGUA